AUGUCGUCAAACAAUAGAGUAACCAUUUUCAGAAAUAGAGGAUAUGACCAUGGCCUGGGCAAAAGAAGACGGUUAUCCAAAGACAUCUGUAAAGAUACUGAGACCAACGUUGGCAAUGAGUCCACAUCAACACAGGGAAUUUCUGAAGAAAGAGAUGUGAUAUUGCCACAUGGUUUGCAGAAGGGUGUUGUUCAGAGAGCCAACUUUCUAGAAACCUGUGAACUGGAAAAGCACCAGGAAAUCCCCACAGUGAAAAAUAUUAAAGGAAAGGUUCCAAGAAUCCACUGUGCAAGAAAACCCUUCAGAUGUGAGGAGUGUGGGAAAUGCUUCAGUUAUUUUUCUUACUAUGUUAGACACCAGAGAAUCCACACCGGGGAGAAACCCUUUGAGUGUAAUGAGUAUGGAAAAGCCUUUAAUGACAAUUCUUCAUUAAUUCGGCACCAGAGAAUCCACACUGGAGAGAAGCCCUAUCUGGAAGAGUGUGGGAGAGCCUUUAAUGAUAAUGCAAAUCUGAUCAGGCAUCAGGGAAUCCACAGUGGGGACAGGCCUUAUCUCUGUGGAGAGUGUGGAAAUAGUUUUACAAGUAGUUCCGGGUUUUUGUUUAUACAUCAGAGAAUCCACACUGGGGAGAAACCUUAUGAGUGUAAUGAGUGUGGAAAAGCUUUUGUUGGUAAUUCACCACUACUUCGACAUCAGAAAAUCCACACUGGAGAGAAACCCUAUGAAUGUAAUGAGUGUGGCAAAAGCUUUGGAAGGACUUCUCAUCUUAGCCAACAUCAACGUAUUCACACAGGGAAAAAGCCUUAUUCUUGUAAAAUAUGUGGGCAGGCCUUCAAUUUUCAUACAAAACUACCUCGGCACCAGAGAGUCCACAGUGAGGAGGAACCCUUUGACUGUGUAGAUUGUGGAAAAGGCUUUAGUGCUCAGGAACAAAUUAAAAGGCAUCUAAGGAUCCAUAUUCAGGAGUCUUCCUGUUUAUGUGAUGCCUGUGGAAAAGUCUUCACUAGCAAAAGAAAUUUUCUUCAGCAUCAAAGAAACCAUACUGCAGAGAAACCCUAUGAGUGUGUCAAGUAUGAAAAAACUUUUAGGACUUCUUCCAAGCUAGGUCAUCAUGAGCAUGUCCACCCUGGAGAGAAACCUGUCGUCCUGGACAUCUGUCAUUUUGGCCUCCCAGAAUUUUUCACCCCCUUUUACUGGUGA
Messenger RNA from Leptonychotes weddellii (Weddell seal), 1200 nucleotides. The record is from RefSeq and is a predicted model, not a curated record. Lineage: Eukaryota; Metazoa; Chordata; Mammalia; Carnivora; Phocidae.